GGCUGCCAGAGUCGCCGGGGUCCCCGAGUCUCAGUGUUGGGCGAGCAAGGCAGCCGGGUCGCAGCCCCCUCCUGGGCGGGCCUUCUCGUCCCGCCCCCGGCCACCACUCGACACCCUCCACGCCUGACGUCAGGGGGUUGGGGGCGGAGAGCGGCGGCUGCAGCGGAGAAAGAACCGGCGCCCGGCGCGGUGGAACGCCGAACCCGAGCUCAGGGGCUCCAGGAGCCUUGCUGGGGCUGAGGGGCGGUGGCGCGGGACAGCCUCAGCGUGCUGGCGGGCGCGCGCCGACUGGAGCGGCGCGGGGAUACGGGAGGACCGUGGCCGGAGACAGACGCGAGGGUGGCGCCUAGGGAUUCGAGCUGCACCGAAGAGGGCCACUGGACUGAAGUUUAGACCCUGGGUGUCUGCCAUGGCCCCACACUGGGCUGUCUGGCUGCUGGUAGCGGGGCUGUGGGGCCUGGGCAUUGGGGAUGAGGUGUGGUGGAACCUUGUGCCCCGGAAGACAGUAUCUUCUGGCGACCUGGCCACAGUAGUGAGGCGGUUCUCCCAGACGGGCAUCCAAGACUUCCUGACCUUGACCCUGACUGAGCACUCUGGGCUUUUAUAUGUGGGGGCCCGAGAGGCGCUGUUUGUCUUCACUGUGGAGGCCCUGGAGCUGCAUGGAGUGAUCUCCUGGGAGGCCCCAGCUGAGAAGAAGAUUGAGUGUACCCAGAAGGGGAAGAGCAACCAGACCGAAUGCUUCAACUUCAUCCGCUUCCUUCAGCCGUACAAUGCCUCCCACCUGUACGUCUGUGGCACCUACGCCUUCCAGCCAAAAUGCACCUACAUUGACAUGCUCACUUUUACCUUGGAUCGCAGAGGAUUUGAGGACGGGAAGGGGAAAUGUCCGUAUGACCCAGCUAAGGGCCACACUGGCCUCCUUGUGGAUGGCGAGCUGUACUCAGCCACGCUCAACAACUUCCUGGGUACAGAGCCUGUUAUCCUGAGAAACAUGGGGCCCCACCACCCCAUCAAGACAGAGUACCUGGCCUUUUGGCUGAAUGAACCCCACUUUGUAGGCUCUGCCUACGUCCCUGAGAGUGUGGGGAGCUUCACGGGAGACGAUGACAAGAUCUACUUCUUCUUCAGUGAGCGGGCCGUGGAGUACGACUGCUAUGCCGAGCAGGUGGUGGCUCGAAUUGCUCGCGUCUGUAAGGGCGACCUGGGGGGAGCACGGACCCUGCAGAAGAAGUGGACAACGUUCCUGAAAGCGCAGUUGGUGUGCUCAGCCCCUGCCUGGAAAGUCUAUUUCAACCACCUGCGGGCAGUGCAUACCCUGCCGGGCGCCUCCUGGCACAACACCACCUUCUUCGGGGUUUUUCAAGCACGAUGGGGUGAUACAGACCUGUCAGCAAUCUGUGAGUACCAGUUGGAGCAUAUCCAGCAUGUGUUUGAGGGUCCCUACAAAGAGUACAGUGAGCAAGCCCAGAAGUGGACCCGCUAUACCGACCCAGUCCCCACCCCUCGGCCUGGCUCGUGCAUCAACAAUUGGCACCGCGACAAUGGCUACACCAGUUCUCUGGAGCUGCCAGACAACACACUCAACUUCAUCAAGAAGCACCCGCUGGUGGAGGAACAGGUGAGGCCUCGGUUGGGCCGUCCCCUGCUUGUGAAGAAGAACACCAACUUCACACACGUGGUGGCCGACAGGGUCACAGGGCUUGAUGGCGCCACCUACACGGUGCUCUUCAUUGGCACAGGAGACGGUUGGUUGCUGAAAGCUGUGAGCCUGGGGCCCUGGGCCCACAUGGUAGAGGAGCUGCAGGUGUUUGACCAGGAGCCGGUGGAAAGUCUGGUGCUGUCUCAGAGCAAGAAGGUGCUUUUUGCUGGCUCUCGCUCUCAGCUGCUUCAGCUAUCCCUGACAGACUGCACAAAGUACCGCUCCUGUGUAGACUGUGUCCUUGCCCGGGACCCCUACUGUGCCUGGAAUGUCAACAGCAGUAGAUGUGUGGCCACCACCAGUGCUCACUCAGGAUCCCUUCUGGUCCAGCAUGUGGCAAACUUAGACACCUCUAAGAUGUGUAACCAGUGUGGCAUUAAGAAAGUCAGAUCUACUCCUAAAAACAUCACAGUAGUAGCAGGCACAGACUUGGUCCUACCCUGCCACCUCUCAUCCAAUUUGGCCCGUGCCCACUGGACUUUCAGAGGCCGGGACCUCCCUGCAGAACAAUCUGGCUCCUUCCUCUAUGACACUGGCCUCCAGGCACUGGUUGUGAUGGCGGCCCAGCCCCGCCACGCCGGGUCCUAUCAUUGCUAUUCGGAGGAGCAGGGGACAAGGCUGGCUUCGGAAAGAUACCUUGUUACUGUGGUAGCUGGCCCGUCGGUGACCCUGGAGGCACGGGCUCCCUUGGAAAACCUGGGACUUGUAUGGCUAGCUGUGGUGGCCCUGGGCGCUGUGUGCCUGGUGCUGCUGCUCCUGGUUUUGUCACUUCGUCGGCGACUGCGAGAAGAGCUAGAAAAAGGUGCCAAGGCAGCUGAGAGGACAUUGGUGUACCCCCUGGAACUGCCCAAGGAACCAACCAGCCCUCCCUUCCGUCCUGGCCCUGAAACAGAUGAGAAACUUUGGGAUCCCGUUGGCUACUAUUACUCAGAUGGCUCUCUCAAGAUCGUGCCUGGUCACGCCCGGUGCCAGCCCGGGGGUGGGCCCCCUUCUCCACCUCCUGGCAUACCUGGCCAGCCUCUGCCUUCUCCGACUCGGCUUCACCUAGGGGGUCGGAACUCAAAUGCCAACGGUUAUGUACGCUUACAGUUGGGAGGAGAGGACCGGGGAGGACUUGGCCACCCGCUGCCUGAGAUUGCUGAUGAAUUGCGACGCAAGCUACAGCAGCGCCAGCCACUGCCUGACUCCAACCCAGAGGAGUCUUCAGUAUGAGGGAAACCCCCCACCUCACUGGCGGGGGGGGUUUUCCUGGGAGGUGCACUCUUACUUUUGCACAGGCACCAGCUACCUCAGGGACAUGGCAGGGAUAUUUGCUCUGCCUGGGACAGACACUGCCCAGCAUUUGCCCAGCCAUGAAGACCUGCUCAGCACGGGCACUGCCAUUUGGUAUGGCUCACCAGAGCAUCAACCUCACAGGAGGCAGGCACACCUGCCUCUUGUGAAUUUCAGACACGUGGAACCCCAGCAGCCAAAACUUUACAAGGCAGAAGUUUCAAGAUGUGGGUGUGUUUGUGCAUAUAUGUAUGUGUUGACAUGUGUAUGGAGAGGUGUGUGUG
Messenger RNA from Acomys russatus (golden spiny mouse), 3255 nucleotides. It is a transcript of the gene Sema4c, whose product is annotated as semaphorin 4C. The coding region runs from base 410 to 2911 and encodes 833 amino acids. The transcript has 15 exons. Gene Ontology annotation, molecular function: chemorepellent activity; semaphorin receptor binding. The record is from RefSeq and is a predicted model, not a curated record. Lineage: Eukaryota; Metazoa; Chordata; Mammalia; Rodentia; Muridae. Gene Ontology annotation, biological process: axon guidance; muscle cell differentiation; positive regulation of cell migration.